Messenger RNA from Arabidopsis thaliana (thale cress), 822 nucleotides. RefSeq names its product Stigma-specific Stig1 family protein (gene GRI). Lineage: Eukaryota; Viridiplantae; Streptophyta; Magnoliopsida; Brassicales; Brassicaceae. The record is from RefSeq and is marked reviewed. The transcript has a single exon. Gene Ontology annotation, cellular component: apoplast. Bases 92 to 598 code for a protein of 168 amino acids.
AGAUCUUCACUUAAGUCCCACUCUUUCUUUUCCUUGCUUCUUCUCAGCUCCAAAGCCAAACUCUCUUUGGUUACUUUUUACUUAAAACAAAAUGGUCAUUAAGAUCCCUAAUACUUUCAUUAAAGCCACUUCACUUCUCUCAUUGAUCCUCUAUUUCCUAAUAAUAGCAACAUCUAAGUCUAACUCGGUUUUAGCCGAUGAAGUUGUCGACCAAGAAGAUGACCCGGAGUACUACAUUCUCGACGAAACUCCCUCGAUACUUUCAAACGUGACAAUUUCAUCCAAAACUAGGCUACUAGUUUCCCACUACAAGAAGAUCAAGAAAGGAAUGAGAUGUCACGUCGAGAGUUACAACAUUUGCAAUGGCGUAAAAGCGAAUAAAGGGACGAGCCUCUUGCAUUGCUGCAAGAAGCAUUGUCGGAAUGUGCUAGGAGAUAGGAACAAUUGUGGUCGAUGCGGUCACAAAUGCGGUUUCGGGCAACGUUGUUGCGGUGGCGUUUGCACUUACGUUAACUUUAACCCUAACCAUUGUGGGAAAUGCACUAGGAAAUGUGCGUCCGGGGUUAAAUGCGAGUACGGGUAUUGUGGGUAUGCUUGAUUUUUAUAGAAAAAAAUGAAAAAAGUGUUAUAUCGUAAUUUUGAGUUGUUAUAUUUUUGGUUUUUUUUGAAGAAACUGUUAUUAGCAUACGUAAGGAUUUCACGUAUACAAAAUCUUCAUGCAUACGCAUGUAAUGUAAUGAUUUUGUGAGUGAGAGUAUACAUAUGUAAACACAUACAUGAUUAUUUAAUAGAAAUAAAUAAAUAAAUUGUUAUAACUUUGUA